AUGGACAAUGCCCAGGACGACAAGCUCGGCAAACUACUGCCCAAGUCCAUUGCAGAAAAACGGCGCCAGCGCAAGCAGAAACGCACAGCAGCAACGGGAAGCCUCCGCACAUCGAAGACGUCCUCGAGCUUUGGUGGCGAUAGUGACGGCACCGGCUCAGCAUCUGCCUCUAUCCUGGCGGAUGAAGAAGAUGAACGAAGCCCCAGAGACGACCGCAGCUUCGGCUCCUUUGAGUCAGGGCCUGAGCCAGAGAACGCGACGGCAACAGGCCGAGCACCAUUCAAGAGUUCAAAAAACUCAAGGAGCCCCUCGAGGGCGCCGUCUCAGCACAAAAGCAGCAUUCCAAGUCCCCGUCUGCCCAUCGGCGUCUCGAAACCAAUGAUUGAGGCCAAUUCGACCAGACUCGACCUGGACGCUCGGACUCUUCUCUCGCUCUCGCUCAAGCGUCGUAUUAUACCCCAGCUACGCGAGGUUCCCUGGUCCCCAACGCGACCAGGGGCAGUUUCGCAGCAUCCUUCGCUGAUCGGCUAUCUCACGACCGCGUCUCCCGUUGUCCAGGCGGCGCACAUUGAUCCUCAAUCGCAACCCGCAUCGCCUCAGCAACAAGCGGUUAGGCCAACAUCCAUCGAUUCUGGCCUCGGCCCACAGCUGCCCACGACAGCUACCGCAGCUGAAACCCCUGCGGAUCUACCAAAACUCAAACUGGCUUUCCCCAGCAGUUCAUCCCAAAGCGGCCGCGACAUCGACCAGGACGUUGCACCGCCUCUGACACCGACUUACCUCAACAAAAGCCGCGACGCGCCGUCGAUCGUCAACACCCCUCCAAGUCCAGUGCAGCCGUUGCCCGAAACCGAAUCGCUGGAGAAAAGGGCUGCUGCGUGGAAGCUCCCGAGUUUCUCAGCUGCAGCUGGAUCACCGACAGGUCGAAUCUCGAACCAACAUAAAAAAAGCUCGUCGACUUCUGCUACGAUCGGGCCCAGCAAACUUUCGUCCAGCGUCACGGCGCUGACGCCCCCUCCAGAGGGGCUCGAGGCCACGUUGGGUCACCCGAAUUCCGGCUUCUUCUCGUCCAUGAUAUCCGCUGCGCAGUCCGCCGCCAACAAUAUCAGCUCCAACAUUCAGAACUCGGGUCUUGCCCUUGGAACGGCGAAUAAAGGCCGAUCUCCGCCCACGAAACCUCGAGACCAAGAAGCAAGCCCGGCCGACAAUACAGAGACAGACCCGAGCCAGCCACCGACGCAGGCACAGGUAACGGCACAAGCGCAUGCGCAACAGAACAACCCCAUGGACCAGAAAGACAGAGACUCUGCUGUGCGGACACUUGGCGCAGGUGGUCUCAGCCUCGACCAUUUCGGUAUUGAAGAGCCUGUGAGCUCCACUACAUCGCCUUCUGCCAAUCGCUUCAUGGACAUUGAUAGCACGAGAGCUCGCUCGGAGUCAGCGCCUGCCGAUUCCCAAAAUGGCGUCGAAUUUCUGCCAGAAGAGGCCGCGAGCCGCCCGAGGUCGCUCAACGAGGGCCAGGAGGGUGAGACAACGCCACCUCAGUCACAGAUCGAUCUAGAUGAUAAAAUGGGCAUGAGCAGGGCGGGAAGCUUGCGGCGAGCUCACAGGAAAAGGGGUAGCUCUGUCACCACAGCGCACACUGGUAUGAACAUGGGUGCUCCAUUGGGCAAUCUUGUCAGCCCUGUUUCUCAGCCAGCCGCGAAUCUCAGCACACCCAAGCUGACAGGUUUUGCUAUUGCGAGCAAGAAGAGGAACCGGGACUUUCACUCCAUCUUCAAAAGCGUUCCCGACGACGACUACCUGAUUGAGGAUUACAGCUGUGCGCUACAGCGAGAAAUCCUAGCUCAUGGGCGCCUCUACGUCUCAGAAGGUCACUUGUGUUUCAGCAGCAACAUCCUAGGUUGGACGACCACCUUGGUUAUCAGUUUCGACGAAAUCGUCUCGGUUGAGAAGAGAAGCACUGCCCUCGUCUUUAAAAACGGUCUCAUGAUCUCCACACUGCACGCCAAGCAUGUGUUCGCAAGCUUCACGAGCCGUGAUGCUACGUACGACCUUAUCAUUAAUAUCUGGAAAUUAGGCCAUCCAACGCUCACGAGCACAUUAAACGGUGUGCGACUUGAGGGCACUGGAGGCGACAGGACAGAGAAGCUUGAUGGUACUCAGUCCAUCGCAGGCACGGAGACAGUCGCAUGCUCAGACGACAGCGAUGAAGAAUCGGAUGACGAUGGUGAUGAGUUCUACGACGAGGAGGACAGUGAGGAUGGUGUAGAUGGUGAUGAUGGAAUGCCCGUGGCAGAAGGAGAGGCCGAGAAAAUUGCGAACAGAAAGGCCUCGGGCGUCACGACGAGCAAUGGCGUGUCUGCUUCGGCAAAUAAGGACGGACCAGUGCCGAACGGAACAGUCGAAUUUCCCGGGCCAGCUACCCAUGCUCCCACCGACUGCGGUGAUGCUGCAAGUCACUACGACAGGGUGGUUGGCGACGAUGUUAUCGCCGCUCCUCUAGGCCGGAUAUAUGACCUCAUGUUUGGUCAACACUCUGCGGCUUUCAUGACAAAGUUCCUGGCGAUUGAUCAAAAAUGUCUCGAGGUCCAGAUGGAGGACAAACGUGGCAUGGGACCGGAUAACAAAACACGCACGUACACCUACAUCAAGCCCCUGAAUGGGCCCAUCGGCCCCAGGCAAACAAAGUGUGUCAUCUCAGAGUCCCUGGAUAGCCUCGACUUUGAGAAAUCCGCCAACGUUACCAUUCAAACACAGACACCAGAUGUGCCCAAUGGCAACAUGUUUGUAAUCAAAACCAAAUACUGCUUGUCGUGGGCGGAGAACAACUCGACUCGUGUGUUUGUCAACUGUGGCAUCGAGUGGUCAGGGAAGAGUUGGAUCAAGGGACCGAUUGAGAAGGGCGCAAAUGACGGCCAGACCGAUCACUGCAAGGCGAUUUUUGCAUCCCUCCGAGCCGCCAUCUCCACCAGGCCCAGGGCUGGUACAGGUUUAGGCGCAGGCGCUAAUGGCGCCAAAUUCAAGAGGAAAGGGAAGAAGGGCAAGCAAUCUCAGCCCUCGAACGUAGAGAAGACGUCCACAAAGACUGUAGUGAAGCCUGAUUGGGGCUUGCUGGAACCUAUACGACCUCUGUUGGAACCAGUCACCGACUUUUUCAAGCCUUUACUGGGUGGCAAUCUCGUUUAUGGCUUGUUUUUGGGGUUACUGCUGGCAUCGUGGCUCGGACUCGGGUUGAGCCCCCGAAAGGACGCAUCCCAAUACGGUGGUCUCUCCGGGGCGUAUGCACCAGAUCGUAUCGCUGCCUACGAGGAAAUCUGGCAGAGGGAAGAUAGUGAACUGUGGGACUGGCUGGAAGAAAGGACAGGACUGCAUCGUCUCAACUCAGACGGACCCAGCACACGAAAGAAGGCCAUGUCGCCCCGUACGGCUGAGGAGAGGUUACGGGCAGAGCGCAGCAACGCGCGGAAUGUGGAAGAGGCCAUACGUGUCACGGAGGAGAAGCUCAAGGUGAUGCAGGAAGCCAUGGAGAAGUUUAGUCGGGCGCGCGAAGGACAGGGCAGUCCAUCUGCGGGGACCGCAGUAUGA
Molecule: messenger RNA, 3588 nt
Organism: Emericellopsis cladophorae
Lineage: Eukaryota; Fungi; Ascomycota; Sordariomycetes; Hypocreales; Bionectriaceae
Product: putative membrane protein-like protein
Exons: 4
Coding region: 1-3588 (1195 amino acids)
Biological process (GO): intracellular sterol transport
Cellular component (GO): cortical endoplasmic reticulum; plasma membrane; endoplasmic reticulum membrane
Molecular function (GO): sterol binding; sterol transfer activity
Source: RefSeq, a predicted model, not a curated record